UCAAAAACAUCCAAACAGAUUAGACAAGUACACAAACUCACAAAGUCAUAAGUAGGACAACUGAGAUUGAAGAGUAACAAUGCCAUCAUACUGUGUGACGGGGGCUACCGGCUUCAUCGCCUCUUAUUUGGUUAAAUCUCUCCUCCUUCAAGGCAACACUGUUCGUGCCACUGUCCGAGAUCCUGAUAAUGUUGAAAAGGUGGGAUUUUUGUGGGAAUUACAAGGAGCCAAAGAAAGGCUAACACUUUAUAAAGCUGAUUUAUUGAUUGAUGGUAGCUUUGAUGAUGCUAUUAAUGGUGUUUUAGGCGUUUUCCACACUGCUUGCCCUGUCUUUCUGCCUAGUCAAACCGAUGAUGUUCAAACUUUGUUGAUCGAUCCAGGUAUUAAAGGGACUUUGAAUGUGCUUAGUUCAUGCAAGAAGGCAAAUUCUGUAAAGAGGGUUGUGCUAACAUCAUCCUGCUCUGCUAUACGAUACCGAGAUGAUGCAUCUCUAGUGUCUCCCCUGAAUGAGUCACAUUGGAGUGAUCCUGAGUACUGCAAGCGAUACAAUCUUAUCAGUGAUCUAGUUAAAGUAUACUGUUUCCGCUAUUGGUAUGCAUAUGCAAAGACAUUAGGAGAAAUGGCGGCAUGGGAAGUAGCUAAAGAGAGUGGUCUUGAUCUAGUGGCGGUGAAUCCAUCAUUUGUGGUCGGUCCAUUGCUAACUUCACAGCCCACAAGCACACUGGAACUCAUACUGUCACUUACUAAAGGUGCUCUAGGAGAGUAUCCAAAACUUGUUAUAGGAUUUGUUCACAUAGAUGAUGUAAUCGCUGCACACAUUUUAGCAAUGGAGGAAACCAAAGCAUCAGGACGGUUGAUAUAUUCGAGCUCAGUUGCUCACUGGUCAGAUAUCAUGAAGAUGCUCAAGGAUAAGUAUCCUAUGUAUCCAUUUGAAUGCAAGCAAGGCAGUACUGAAGGAAAUGAUUUUCCACACAGCAUGGACACUAGCAAGAUUAUGCAGCUAGGAUUCCCAGGUUUCAAAAGCAUUCCACAAAUGUUCGACGAUUGCAUCAAGAGCUUCCAAGAAAAAGGAUUUUUGUAAAGUGUAUUAUCCUUUGUUCUCUUCCAGUCAAGUUUAAUAAUGUCAUGAUGUCAACAAAUCCAAUUUAGAUUUUGUUUGCUUAUUUUUCUCAGUAGAAGGCUUAAAUUCUUGAUUAUAAGAUUAUUGAGUUGCAAGAGAAGGCGACAAUCUAUCAUUGAGUUACAUCAGUUUGAAGUAAUA
Chenopodium quinoa (quinoa) is the source of this 1261-nucleotide messenger RNA. RefSeq names its product tetraketide alpha-pyrone reductase 2-like. The coding region runs from base 80 to 1081 and encodes 333 amino acids. NCBI's taxonomy places the organism in Eukaryota, Viridiplantae, Streptophyta, Magnoliopsida, Caryophyllales, Amaranthaceae. Gene Ontology annotation, molecular function: 3-beta-hydroxy-Delta5-steroid dehydrogenase (NAD+) activity. The record is from RefSeq and is a predicted model, not a curated record. The transcript is spliced from 6 exons. Gene Ontology annotation, biological process: steroid biosynthetic process.